Molecule: messenger RNA, 1129 nt
Organism: Agelaius phoeniceus (red-winged blackbird)
Lineage: Eukaryota; Metazoa; Chordata; Aves; Passeriformes; Icteridae
Source: RefSeq, a predicted model, not a curated record
AUGGGGGCUCGGGGCUGCCUGGAGCCGCUGCUGCUGCUGCUGCUGCUGCUGCCACCCCUCCCUUGGGCCGGUGUGUCCAGCAUGGGCUCAGAGUCACUGCCCGGGGCGGUGGCAGCUGCUGGUGGCGACGGGACGUGGCUCCAGCCCUCCAUCAUCGGGGGACACGAGGCCAAACGCCACUCCCGGCCCUACAUGGCGUCCCUGCAGUUUGGGGGGGUUCACGUCUGCGGGGCAGCGCUGCUGGACCGGCGCUGGGCGCUGUCGGCCGCGCACUGCCGGCCUGAGGGGUCGUGGCACAACGUGAGGCUGCUGGUGGGGCUGCACAACUGGCGGCACCACGAGGAGGGCACGCAGAGCUUCACCAUCCGGGCUGUCUGUCCCCACCCCGGCUACGACGGACGGACGAUGGAGAACGACCUGCUCCUGCUCCAGCUGGACAGGAAGGUGACACGGAGCAGGACACGGCAGCGGAUCCCGCUGGCGAGACGGGAGCCGGCGCCGGGGGCGCGGUGCAGCCUGGCGGGCUGGGGGGUCGUGGACCCCCAGGGCCGGAGGCUGUCGCCCACCCUGCAGGAGAUGGAGGUGACGGUGAUGGACACGCGGAUGUGCAACAACAGCCGCUUCUGGCACGGCGAUAUCGGCCCCACCAUGAUCUGCGUCCAGGGGCAGCGCCGCGGCUCAGCACCCGCCAAGGGUGACUCGGGGGGGCCCUUGGUGUGCGGGAAGCGGCCGGCAGUGGCCGGCGUGGUGUCCUUCAGCGGCAAGAACGCCACUGAUCCUUUCAAGCCGCCGGUGGCCACCUCGACCGUGAAACACAAGAAAUGGAUCCAGAAAACGCUGCGGAAGGGCUGCAGACCCGCCCAGCCUGAACACACGGGAUAGACCAAACACCCCUUCCUAUUUACACAGAGCAGCCCCCCAGCCUGGUGGCAGCACCCUGUGAGCAGCCCCUGGGAUGAGCCCAUCGGGACCCCGGCCACCCCCGUGAGCUUUGCCUGGCUCCUCCUAUUUCCCUCUGCCACCACCUCAGACCGGCACCCAUCAGCCAUGAGGAACCUCCAGCAGGGGCUCCUGGUCCCCCAAACGGGGGUCCUGGUCCCCAUCUCCCCCUCCAAAGCCUCUCCUCUGC